AUGGAAGAUGAAAUGAAUGAAAUGAAGCGAGAAGAGAAGUUUAGAGAAAAAAGAAUAAAAAGAAAUGAACAAAGCCUCCAAGAAAUAUGGGACUAUGUGAAAAGACCAAAUCUACGUCUGAUUGGUGUACCUGAAAGUGAUGGGGAGAAUGGAACCAAGUUGGAAAACACUCUGCAGGAUAUUAUCCAGGAGAACUUCCCCAAUCUAGCAAGGCAGGCCAACAUUCAAAUUCAGGAAAUACAGAGAACGCCACAAAGAUACUCCUCGAGAAGAGCAACUCCAAGACACAUAAUUGUCAGAUUCACCAAAGUUGAAAUGAAGGAAAAAAUGUUAAGGGCAGCCAGAGAGAAAGGUCGGGUUACCCACAAAGGGAAGCCCAUCAGACUAACAGCGGAUCUCUUGGCAGAAACUCUACAAGCCAGAAGAGAGUGGGGGCCAAUAUUCAACAUUCUUAAAGAAAAGAAUUUUCAACCCAGAAUUUCAUAUCCAGCCAAACUAA
Molecule: messenger RNA, 499 nt
Organism: Lagopus leucura (white-tailed ptarmigan)
Lineage: Eukaryota; Metazoa; Chordata; Aves; Galliformes; Phasianidae
Gene: L1TD1
Product: LINE1 type transposase domain containing 1
Exons: 1
Biological process (GO): retrotransposition
Cellular component (GO): ribonucleoprotein complex
Molecular function (GO): single-stranded RNA binding
Source: RefSeq, a predicted model, not a curated record